Messenger RNA from Lizanozyma spartinae, 2076 nucleotides. RefSeq names its product inner nuclear membrane protein enriched at telomere/subtelomere region. Bases 1 to 2076 code for a protein of 691 amino acids. The record is from RefSeq and is a predicted model, not a curated record. Gene Ontology annotation, cellular component: nuclear inner membrane. The transcript is spliced from 2 exons. NCBI's taxonomy places the organism in Eukaryota, Fungi, Ascomycota, Pichiomycetes, Serinales, Debaryomycetaceae. Gene Ontology annotation, molecular function: chromatin binding.
AUGGAUGGAAAGAAUAUGCUUGACGAAGGGUUUGAUCCAAGCUCAUUGAAGGUAGCAGAAUUGCGAAAGAUCCUUAAUGAAAAUGGGGUUUCCGUUUCAUCUGGUUCUAAGAAAGCGGAUUUAAUUGAGUUAUUCCAGACCAACAUUGGCUCUGGUAAGGGCUUGUCUUCGAGUGGCGGAAAGGAAAAGUCUGAGAAGAUUAAGGUGAAAAAGACCAAAUCUGAAUCUGUAGAUGGUUCACGUGAUGGUACCUCUGAAGCUGAAGAAUUGAAGAAGAAGAAGAAGAAGAAGAAAACGAAGAAGUCAGAAGACUCCGAUAGAACAACUUCUUCAAAAAUUACUAAGAAGUCAAAAGAUGGGGCAAAGGAUAAAAAGGUGACUAAAGUGAAGGAUACAAGUGUUCUUGAGACGUUGGCUGUUCCUAAGAUUUCUCCAAAGCCCAAGAAGAGUCAUGAUUCGGAUAACGAAAGCUCUGCUGAAAAUAGCGUUGUUCGAUCUACAUCUAAGAGUCCAAAGUCAGCUGAUAAACCAUUCCGUAAAAGACCAUUGUCAGAUUCUGAGAGUCCAAGUGUUAAGAAGGCAAAGAAACAAACAAAAUCCAUAUUCGAUGAUUCGGAUGAUAGUUUAGAGGAUCUGGAAGUGUUAACUCCAGCAAAAAGAGAUCAUAAAGUCAAGGAAUCUCCCAAGGUGGAAACACCACCAAAUGCAAAGUCUCCCAAAUCUUUGAGGUCUCCCAAGUCUUCUAAGCCCGUGCCAGAGGUGAUCAGCCCUCCGAUUAAAUCUGAAGAAUUGGAUAAGCAAAGUACUCCUAAACCAGUAAAGACACCAGUCUUGCCAUCUUCAAACAAGGACUCCAGCUUUAUAGAUAAUUUAUUGAAAGAUGAAUCGGAAGAACUUGAGGAGUUUGAUAAUAUGGAAGAUGAAGUGAAUGAUUUUGAUGCCAAUUUGAGACGUAUCAAAGGAGAGCCUGAAGUUAUGCAACCACAACUGGAGUCUGAACCUGAACCAGCUCCUUCUCUUAUAAGAUCACCACUCAGGAAGUUAGAUACUGUCCAAUUGGGUUCGCAAUUGGGAGUAACAAUGAUGACAUCCUUCGGUACCACACAAAUGGCACCUCCAGUUGGAUUUGAGGAACCAGAACCAGAACCAGAAGAACUUGAAGUUGAAGAAGAGCAUACUUUUGUUUCCUCUGAAUUCAAUUCAGCUGGCGUGGAAAGUUUGAUUCCUAAGGUCGCGAUAAUUAAGCGUGAGACCCAAGUGCCUGAAAUUGAAAAGAGUGAAAGCCCUGAACCUUCACGAUUUGAAAAUGCCGAGAAGGAGGAAGAUAAAGACGAUAAACUAGAUAGUGAGAAAGAAAAUGAGAAACAGGAGGAAGAAGAUAUUACUGAAGAGGCCAACAAAUCUAUUGAUGUAUUUGAUAAAGUUGAGGCUGAAAUGAUUGAGGAAAUUCACCACAUUAUGCCCACAAACUUAAAAUCAGUCCGAUCUUUUUCGGUUUUACAGACUUUAUUCUAUCUUGGGUUAUGGGUUAUAAUGAUGUCAUCUGCUUUAUUUGGGUAUUGGUAUAGAGAGCAAAUGUUUUUGGUUGGCUAUUGUGGUUAUGAAAUUGAUCAACGAACAGUAUCAGACGAUACAUAUCCUUGGUUACAAGCAGUUGGAGAUUAUUUUGACGCUCAUUAUAAGCCUGAAUGUGUUUCAUGUCCUGCUCACGCCAGAUGUUUCAAUCUUUUGGAGUUAGGCUGUUAUGAAGAUUUUAUUCAACAUUCACCUUGGUAUGACUUUUUGAUUCCUACUGAGAGAAAAUGUAUUCCUGAUACAAAGAAGGCUGAGAAGUUGGAGCUCAUGAUUGACAUGGCAUUAGAUUUGUUGAGAAGCAAGAAUGCCGAUAAUAAUUGUGGAAAGACUUCUGCUGAUGAAUUUGAAGCGGGAAUAUCUGUUAAGGAGUUACAUGAUAUUUUAUUAUCGAUCAAAGCACCCUAUAUUACUAUUGAGGAAUUUGAUGAUUUAUGGAAUCGGUCUCUAAUUGAAUUAGAGAAAGAACCAGAAAUAAUUGUAAGGCAAGUUACCGAUUUUUGA